ACUAGUGGGAUCGCCACGCUAGGUUCUUGCAUUCCCGUCCCUCCCUGCACCGUCCAAUUCAACAGGGUAUCACGAAAAGAAAUGUCCAAGGAAUCAAACCUAGCUAACCCUUCUGGCAAGGAACUCAGUCGUUCUCUGAGUAACCUCGAGACGGCAAAGGACCAUGAGGUCCAACGCAGUCGUUUGCGCUCCAUUUUUAUCGUCAUCACUUGUACCGCUGCAAUGGUUGUUAAUAUAUCUAAUACUACCUCUGUCUCUAUUUCACUCCCAACGAUUGAGAAGGGGCUAGCUAUUGAGGAAGAGCAGCUUCAGUGGCUCGUAUCCGCGUAUUCUCUCAGUUCUGGUUGCCUGCUCCUGUUCUUCGGCAGAUUGGCGGAUCUUUAUGGACGAAAAAAGGCAUUUAUGCUUGGGACUCUUUGUCAAAUUGCCUUUUCUCUCGGUUGUGGCUUUGCACAAGAUGGUCUCACUCUCGCCGUCUUGCGUGGCUUCCAAGGUAUUGGAGCCUCCGCUACAAUACCAUCUGCACUCGGUAUCUUAGCACAUGCGUUCCCUCCAUCAAGAGCACGUUCAAUAGCAUUCGCUACCUUUGCAGCCGGUGCUCCUGUCGGCAGCGCAUUUGGCAUGAUCAUCGGCGGUGUUCUGACUCAACUUACCUUGCCACAUUGGCGCUCUGUAUUUUACAUGGCCGCGGCAACUUCAGCUGUAAUUGGAAUUUCUGGUCUGAUUUCGUUCGAUGCCGACGUUCCCUCAGCGGAAGUUGUCAAACGUGUCGACUGGAUUGGCGCUUCCCUUGUCACAGUUGGCUUGGUUUUGAUUGUAUUCGUACUUGCUCAAGGAGAUAUUGCUACGGAUGGCUGGAAAACCCCAUAUAUCCUCGUGCUCCUUAUUAUCGGAGUCAUCUUGCUUGCGCUAUUCCUGGUUUGGGAGUGGAAGCUGGAACAAAUCAUUGACGAUGAUCCAUCAAGAGCGACGUCUUUCUGGACACCGCCACCACUCAUGAGGCUCUCGCUCUGGACUCGGGCAAAGGGACGCAUGGCCGUUGUCCUGGUUAUAGCAUUCUUAAAUUGGAGUGCCUUCAUUAGCUGGAGCUUCUGGGUUCAGUUGUAUUAUCAGAACUACCUGCUAUUGACGCCGGUCGACACCAUGAUCCGAUUCAUUCCCAUGUUCAUUGUCGGCUGUUUAUGUAACUUUUUCGUGGCGAUGGUCGUUGCGAAAUUGCCCUUAGUUAUCUUCGUAGUCAGCGGAACGCUCCUGACAGCAACGGCCGCCAUCCUGUUUGCCCUAAUUGACCCGUCUGUAACAUACUGGGCCUUUAGUUUCCCGUCCACGGUUCUUAUCGUGUUCGGCGCUGAUUUCGUAUACUCCUCCGGUACAAUUUUCAUUGCCAAAACCUCGCUCCCACAUGAACACAGCGUAGCUGGAGCGCUAUUUCAAACUAUGACACAGAUCGGCACUGCAUUCGGUCUAGCUAUAUCCACAAUUGUGUUCAACACUGUAGUCGAUACGGAAUCUGCGAAGCUCGGUGUCAUUGAUGCGCAAUGGACCUCCGCUGCGUUUGCCCUUAUGGCCGCGCUGCUGGCAGCGCUUUUCCUCCGCAGUGUUGGUAUCGCUGCCCAUGCUGCGGCUGACGACACUGGGAUACCCUGAUAUGUCCAACUAAGCAAGACAUCAAUGUUCGAACGGACGUUACUUAUGCUGCAUCAUGAACUCGUAUAUGCCCCCCCCCCCUUUGCAUUUAUUCAAUCACACUUCACGUUGCAGAAUCCACAGGAACCCACCAAUCCAAAUUCAACAUUGUUACCAUUAAUCGUACCCACGCAUACCGUCGUUGCAUUGCAUGUUUUUCGUUUCGGUCGUACGCCUGCAGAAACCCG
Suillus subalutaceus is the source of this 1874-nucleotide messenger RNA. RefSeq names its product major facilitator superfamily domain-containing protein. Lineage: Eukaryota; Fungi; Basidiomycota; Agaricomycetes; Boletales; Suillaceae. Gene Ontology annotation, biological process: transmembrane transport. The record is from RefSeq and is a predicted model, not a curated record. Gene Ontology annotation, molecular function: transmembrane transporter activity. The transcript has 14 exons. Gene Ontology annotation, cellular component: membrane. The coding region runs from base 82 to 1647 and encodes 521 amino acids.